CGCGGUGACACAGCGGCAGCUGUGACCCGAACCGGAUUUGAUUCCAGCCGUGCUCGCCGCCGGCUCUGUCCGCCGUUCCUCGGGCCCCAAGCGCCUUCCUUCGCUCCCGCCGCCGCCAUGGCGCUCAGCGAUGCCGACGUCCAGAAGCAGAUCAAGCAUAUGAUGGCUUUCAUUGAGCAGGAGGCCAAUGAAAAGGCUGAAGAAAUAGAUGCAAAGGCUGAAGAAGAAUUCAACAUUGAAAAGGGUCGUCUUGUUCAGACACAGAGGCUGAAAAUCAUGGAGUACUAUGAAAAGAAGGAGAAACAAAUUGAGCAGCAAAAGAAAAUUCAGAUGUCCAACCUGAUGAAUCAGGCAAGACUGAAGGUCCUCAAAGCAAGGGAUGACCUUAUUUCAGAUUUGCUGAAUGAGGCCAAGCUAAGACUUGCCAAGGUGGUGAAGGAUACUGCCAGGUACCAAAUACUGCUGGAUGGACUAGUUCUACAGGGAUUCUACCAGCUGCUUGAGCCUAGAAUAGUUGUCCGGUGCAGGAAACAAGAUCUCCCUAUGGUUAAGGCUGCUGUACAGAAGAGCAUUCCUAUCUACAAAAAUGCCACAAAAAGGGAUGUGGAUAUUCACAUUGACCAAGACAACUUCCUGCCAGACGAAAUUGCUGGAGGUGUUGAAAUCUACAAUAGUGAUGGUAAAAUUAAGGUUUCUAAUACCCUGGAAAGUCGGCUGGACCUUGUAGCCCAGCAGAUGAUGCCAGAAAUCAGAGUGGCUCUCUUUGGUGCUAAUGCCAACAGGAAAUUCUUGGACUAAACCUCUGUAAGAAAAGGUGGGGUCUGUUCCACUGCCAUAAUGAAGGGAUGCAAAAGCAUCUGCUAAUUUAAAAUCUUGAAAUAUAACAUUACUGUGUCAUCCAAUCUCUUCUUCAAUGGAAUAAUUUUGCAUACCUGCUGUGCUUAGCCUCUCCACUUGUGGUUAGAAUGUAUAGCUUAAAGAAUGCAAAGGCAUGUGUGUGCAUCCAGGAGUGACCCUAGAAGAUGGAGGCUUUUGGGCUCUUUGCUUUCCUUGCACUGUUGUGGCUCUGUAAAGACAAGUGGUCCAUUUAAGGUCACUCAUCUUACUUUGGCCACAUUUCUCUCAAGUUGUCUGAUCUGUGAUGUGAAUUACUGUGCUGCCCAUGGGAUGUUCCCUUUCAGUUAAGGUCUUCAGUGUUAUCGAGGGCAUGCAUUCCUUCCCAGGGUUAGUAGUUCAAUUCUUGUUACUUGGUCAGGCAGUUUUCUGUUCUGUAUAUGUGAUUUUAAAGACAAACAACAAAAAAGCCUGAGCCUGUAAAACACUAUUUAUUAAAAUAAAAAUGUGUGUGUGUA
Messenger RNA from Lagopus muta (rock ptarmigan), 1352 nucleotides. It is a transcript of the gene ATP6V1E1, whose product is annotated as ATPase H+ transporting V1 subunit E1. Gene Ontology annotation, cellular component: proton-transporting two-sector ATPase complex, catalytic domain. Gene Ontology annotation, molecular function: proton-transporting ATPase activity, rotational mechanism. The record is from RefSeq and is a predicted model, not a curated record. NCBI's taxonomy places the organism in Eukaryota, Metazoa, Chordata, Aves, Galliformes, Phasianidae. The coding region runs from base 118 to 798 and encodes 226 amino acids. Gene Ontology annotation, biological process: proton transmembrane transport. The transcript is spliced from 9 exons.